Messenger RNA from Balaenoptera musculus (blue whale), 660 nucleotides. It is a transcript of the gene SPMIP2, whose product is annotated as chromosome 5 C4orf45 homolog. The transcript is spliced from 5 exons. Bases 1 to 660 code for a protein of 219 amino acids. NCBI's taxonomy places the organism in Eukaryota, Metazoa, Chordata, Mammalia, Artiodactyla, Balaenopteridae. The record is from RefSeq and is a predicted model, not a curated record.
AUGGCAUGUGUAUCCUUUCGAGAGCCAGUAUCGACCACGGUGGGGAAGCGGAUGGUUUUUACAGGCCCAGAUUAUGUAAAGGAUCAUCUCCCUGAAGUUGUUCAGCAUACUUCCUAUAUAGGAGAAAAGCGUCCUGCAUUAGAAAAAACUGGAGAUCUCAGAUAUUUACGGAGGCCUGCCUCAAAGAGAAGCUUGCCGGCCAAAUAUAAACCUGAGUAUGUUGGUGAAAUUGGUUGGGGAAUACCAGCGUAUGAUUUUAUCAACAAAACAAGGCUUCAGACUGGCUUUCACGUUAAGUAUGAAGAGUUCAGUCAAGCUGCUGUUGAGAAACUAAGCCACAGAUACCAGAACCCAUGGCAACCAAAUCCUUCUAUUAUGGAGGCAGAAGGAAGCUUCAGUCGUGGUUUUAUUGCCUGGCAUAUGGGUGAUUACGAGGACACCAAUCAAAGAAACUCCAAACGGGCCGUCCUCCUUCGGCAGAGCCAGGCAGCAUUGCCAAGAGUUUCCAGACCACCUAAGCUGCCAAAGCUACCAAAAGAGCAGGAGGCUGCCCAGAGCUGCGAAGGGUCCGGGGAAGCCGGGCGGGCUCGGGCCGAGCUCGCCGCUGCCACGGAGCCACGCGGGGACGGGCUGAGGACGCCGCACCGACUCCUGCCUUGA